AUGGAAGAUAUUCCGACGAAUACGCUAGCUGAAAGGGGUCUUCAUACUUACUUGCAUAGGGCUCGGUCCAAGAUGUUACGUAAUGCAGUUUCUUAUGACCCUGCUAUUCAAGCGAGCAAAGACUGCUUGGUGCUGAACUUAACUACGUCUCAUGACUCAGCUGGAACACCUCCCAUCUCCACCACAACUUUUGCUAUUCGAAAGGAGCACCUAUCCACCUGUUAG
Molecule: messenger RNA, 225 nt
Organism: Rodentolepis nana
Lineage: Eukaryota; Metazoa; Platyhelminthes; Cestoda; Cyclophyllidea; Hymenolepididae
Source: the annotation of a GenBank genome assembly